CCUGCGCUCCUCUUCCGGGUUUCCAUAAAUCUGCUUGUUUUUAAACUUUUCCUCAUUCCCGUCGGUGAUUGCGGACCAACAUGACGCCCCGGAGCCUCCUGCUGCUUCUUCUGGUCGCACCGGCUCUGUUUCCGGCUGUUCUCUGCAGAUUUUCCACUCUGGAUCACCUAAAGCCUAAAGCUAGCGAGGCGACGCAGGCCCGCGCAGUGACCGGGCUGCUGCGGCGGCUGCUGGGGAACAGAUCCACCGAGUUCCUGCUGUCGGUCAACCGGAGCCUGUCCAACAACAGCCUGGAUGUGUGUGAGCUGAGCUCCGCUAGGGACGGCCGGAUCGUGGCUUCCGGCAGCAGCGGAGUGGCCCUGGCCUCCGGGAUCUACAACUACCUGAAGUAUUUCUGUAACUGCCAGGUCUCCUGGUCCGGGAAGCAGCUGGAGCUGCCGAGUCCUCUGCCUCAGCUCAGCGGGGUGCUGCGCAUCAGCAGCCCGCACAGAUUCCGGUACUACCAGAACGUCUGCACUGUCAGCUACUCGUCCGUGUGGUGGGACUGGUCUAGAUGGGAGACGGAGAUCGACUGGAUGGCUCUGAAUGGAAUCAACCUUCCUCUGGCCUUCACAGGUCAGGAAGCUCUGUGGGAGGAGGUGUACCGCGCUAUGGGCCUGAACGAGACUGAGCUGGAGGAGUUCUUCUCCGGCCCGGCAUUCCUGGCCUGGAACCGGAUGGCCAACAUGGGCCGCUUCGGUGGGCCGCUGCCUCCGUCCUGGCACGUCGACCAGCUGCAGCUCCAGUUUAAAAUCCUACAGCGGAUGAGAGCUUUUGGAAUGAUCCCGGUUCUUCCCGCCUUCUCAGGGAACAUUCCCAAAGGAAUCCUCAGGUUGUUCCCUAAAGCCAAUGUGACCCGGUUGGGACCGUGGGCCCAUUUCAACUGCAGCUUCUCCUGCUCCUACAUCCUGGACCCCCGGGACCCGCUCUUCCUGCAGAUCGGCUCCCUCUACCUGUCCCAGGUGGUGAAGACGUUUGGGACGGACCACAUCUACAACACGGACACCUUCAAUGAGAUGACCCCCCCCUCCAGCGACACCAACUACCUGUCUGCUGUCAGCCGCUCUGUCUUCGCCUCCAUGACUGCAGUUGAUCCUGACGCCAUCUGGUUGAUGCAAGGCUGGCUGUUCUACAGCGACCCAUCCUUCUGGAAGCCUCCACAGAUCCAGGCCCUGCUGCACGGCGUCCCUCUGGGGAGGAUGAUCGUUUUGGACCUGUUUGCAGAGGCCGACCCGGUUUUCACAUACACCGAGUCCUUCUACGGACAGCCCUUCAUCUGGUGCAUGCUGCACAACUUUGGGGGCAACAACGGCUUCUUCGGCACAGUGGAGAGCAUCAACUCGGGGCCUUUCCAGGCGCUGAGCUUCCCCAACUCCACCCUGGUGGGUUUGGGUAUGACGCCCGAGGGCAUCGAGCAAAACCCGGUCAUCUACGAACUGAUGAGCGAGUUGGCGUGGCGCCGGGAGCCUGUCAACCUCACCAAGUGGGUGUCCCUGUACGCGGCGCGGCGCUACGGCAGCAUGGACGACAAGCUGACGGCGGCGUGGCGCCUCCUGCUGGGUGGCGUCUAUAACUGCACUUGGCUACACUACGUCAACCACAACCACAGCCCGCUGGUCCGCAGGCCUUCACUGAAGAUGAGGACGGACCUGUGGUACGACCCGGCGGACCUGCUGGAGGCCUGGAAGCUCUUCAUGGAUGCGGCGCCGACCUUCAUGUCCAAAGAGACCUUUCAGUACGACCUGGUGGACCUGACCCGGCAGGUCCUGCAGGAUCUGACCUCGUCCUUUUACCAGGACAUCGCCGACGCCUACGCCAACAAAAAGAUGGCGGAGCUGCUGACGGCGGGCGGCGUGCUGGUCUAUGACCUCCUGCCUGAACUGGACCGGCUGCUGAGCAGCAACCAGAACUUCCUGCUGGGGACGUGGCUGGAGCGGGCCCGGUCCAAGGCCCUGAAUGAGCGCGAGGCCCAGCUGUACGACAUGAACGCCAGGAACCAGAUCACCCUGUGGGGCCCCAGUGGGGAGAUCCUGGACUACGCCAACAAGCAGUGGGGGGGGCUGGUGGAGGACUACUACGCCCAGCGGUGGGCGCUGUUCGUCCACACGCUGGUGGACUGUUUGGACAGGGCGGUUCCGUUCAAGCAGGACUCCUUCAACCAGGCGGUGUUCCAGGUGGAGCAGGGCUUCAUCUCCAACGGGAGGAACUACUCGAGCAAACCGCAGGGGGACACCUUCCAGAUCGCCCGCAGGAUCUUCCUCAAGUACCACCCUCAGGCGCUGAAGAGGCUGCAGCGGACUGGGCCGGGGGGGCCGCCGCGGCCCCGCUCACAACGCCGCUUCUCUCAUUCAUCAGACCUGCAAAGUUCUGACUGAAUUGCUGAAGCUCCUCCGUCAGAACCAAACACCUCAGGGAGCCUGGGGCCCGGCGGUCCGAUUCAGCCCCAUCCAUGGCGGUCUGGAUCCUGGUUCUGUGACGGAGACCAUCAGGACCAGGAUUUAUUCUAUCAGGGCUUCAUCUAAUCAGAAACUUUUCAGAACAUUUGGAACGACCUGUCUGCCUACAUCUGGGUCAGAACCGCUUCCUACGGUGGAACCGCCGGGCCUCAGAACCUCUGUCUUCAGUAACAUUGUCCCAACCUCAGAACCGGUCCCUGGAGGAGCGGCGGUGAGCGGCACCACCAUCAUCAUCCUCAGCGUUGGGAUGAAGGGCUGCUGCAUCAGAACUCGACCUUUGUAGAACCUCAUUAACCAAGCUGAGCCGGGCGGGUCCAGCUGUAGAUCCUGUUGGUUCUGAUCUGGUUCAGGAAUCAUUUACUGGAAGGAAAUUAAACAGAUUAUUUUUAUUCAUUUUUUGAUUCCGACUCAUUUGUUUAAUAAUAAAUAAAUUCUCU
Messenger RNA from Cyprinodon variegatus (sheepshead minnow), 2932 nucleotides. It is a transcript of the gene naglu, whose product is annotated as N-acetylglucosaminidase, alpha. The record is from RefSeq and is a predicted model, not a curated record. NCBI's taxonomy places the organism in Eukaryota, Metazoa, Chordata, Actinopteri, Cyprinodontiformes, Cyprinodontidae. The transcript is spliced from 6 exons. Bases 81 to 2414 code for a protein of 777 amino acids.